AUGCUGUUAGAGGACUUUAAUGCCCGUACCAGCAAUCUGAAAGAUUUUGUAUCAAAAGAAGGUAACACUUUCAUAAAUGACAUCUCUGAAACAUCUUUUGAACCAAAAACCAGAGAAAGUUUUGAUAACUCUACUAACCAGCAUGGUAAAAGUCUUGUUGAAAUUUUCAAAAAUUGCAACAUGAGAAUUCUGAAUGGAAGAACUCUUGGUGACUCGUUUGGUAAACUCACUUCCCAUCACAAAAAUGGAACUAGUGUAGUUGACUAUAUAAUCUGUGACCAAGAGCUUACACAAACCAUCGAAAAUUUUAUUGUCAAACCACCAACCUCCUUAUCUGACCACAGUCAAAUUGUGACGUGGAUCAGAACAAAGCAACAUAUUAACUCAACUAGCAACAUAUGA
Molecule: messenger RNA, 402 nt
Organism: Paramuricea clavata
Lineage: Eukaryota; Metazoa; Cnidaria; Anthozoa; Malacalcyonacea; Plexauridae
Source: the annotation of a GenBank genome assembly